Messenger RNA from Aspergillus calidoustus, 1905 nucleotides. The record is from the annotation of a GenBank genome assembly. Lineage: Eukaryota; Fungi; Ascomycota; Eurotiomycetes; Eurotiales; Aspergillaceae.
AUGCCUAUACUCGCACCUCUCCUAGCUGCUGGCUUGGGCACUGUCUCACUUGCAGCUGCCUCUGCAACAGGACUAUACGAUUAUGUCGUCGUUGGCUCGGGACCGGGUGGUGGCUCCCUUGCCGCCAAUCUGGCCACAAGCGGAUACUCCGUUUUCCUGAUUGAAGCUGGUGGUGACGCCUCCGAUGAUCUUCUCCAAAUGCUUCCUCUCCUAUCUUCGCGUGCUGCAGAAACGCCAGGCCACUCCUGGCAGUUCUUCGUCGAGCACUACCAGAACGAGACACAGGCCCGUCGGGAUCCCAAGUACACCUAUACGCUGGGCAAUGGCUCCUACUGGUAUGGGUUGGAUCCUCCCGCAGACGCGGUCCCUGAGGGAAUCUAUUAUCCCCGUGGCGCUACGCUCGGUGGAAGCGCCCAGGUAAACGCUAUGAACUUCAUCUGGGCUCCUGACAACGAGUGGGACUACAUUGCCGAGCUGACUGGCGAUGAGUCCUGGAGACACGAAGAAAUGCGCAGGCACCUCAUGGCUCUUGAAAACUGUACCUAUGUCCCCCGUGGAACGCCAGGUCAUGGAUUUGAUGGUUACAUUGAGUCUAGCCUAGGCAACGCCACGAACGACCUUACGUCCCCCAACGCCGCAAGGCUCAUUGAGGAGAUGUUUCUUCAAGCAGAGGGCAUUGAGGUGGACGGCCUCGAACAUAUGCGUGAGCUCCUCCUGCGUGACAUCAACAGAAUCGACAACGAGCGCUAUGAAUCCAACUUUGUGUUCACAACCCCUGCGGCUGUCUCCCCUUCGACUGGUGGCAGGAGCGGGGUGGCAGGAUAUAUCAAUCGAGUUGUCGCUGCCGGACAUCCCCUCACUGUCAGCCUGCACCCUCUAGCUACAAAGGUUCUAUUUAAGGACCGGGGUCCCGGCAAGAAGCCCAAGGCAUACGGCGUCGAGUACAUGGUUGGUGAGGGUCUCUACUCGGCCGAUGGUCGAUACGAUGCGUCCCAGACGGGAGAGAUCAGGACUGUCAAGGCGAAGAGGGAGGUGAUUGUCUCUGGAGGAUCGUUCAACACCCCGCAGAUACUCAAGCUCAGUGGCGUUGGUCCCCGUGAAGAGCUGGAAGAGCUCGGCAUCCCCGUUGUGGUAGAUCUGCCCGCAGUCGGCAAUUUUAUGCAGGACAACUAUGAGGUGCCCGCACACAUUGAAGCCGAGGAGCAAUGGGUCAGGAAUGGGAGCAACCCGUGCAACCUGAGGUUCGACGAAACAGACCCAUGCUUCGUGCUUUGGCAGACGACUCGAACUGGGCCCUACGCUCAGCGUGGCGGAUCCUUCAAUUUGAGCUGGAAGAGCAGUGCCACUUGGAACGAGGAUGCAGACCUUAUCUACCUGAGCUCCGCGGGUGUCGGUGGCAUGGGUGGCUUCUAUCCCGGAUACUCGAACAGGUCCUUUGCCCCGCGCCAAUGGAACACGCCGCUCGUCAAGAUGCAGACCAGCAACGCGGCGGGGACCGUGAAGCUGCGGUCCAAGGAUCCCCGGGAGACACCGGCGAUCAACUUCAACUACUUCUCGCAGAAUGCAGAGCGGGAUCUGCAGGCUUUGGUUGAGGGUGUCGAGUUCCUGUUCAGUGUCUUUGACGCGGUUGGCAUUCCGUACAGGGUGCUCGCGCCCAACCCCGAGGUCGACAUGAGACAGGACAUCAUGGACAAAGCACACAGUCACCAUGCUACUUCCAGCUGCCGCAUGGGUCCUGCCGGUCACAGGGACUAUUGCGUUGACUCCAAGUUCCGAGUGAAUGGCGUUGACAGCCUGCGUGUGGUUGACGCUUCUGUCCUGCCGAGGGUUCCAGGCGCCAUGCCCAACGGGCCGACCUUUACCAUCUCGCACAAGGCGUAUGAGGCGAUACUGCAAGACGCUUGA